Papilio machaon (common yellow swallowtail) is the source of this 976-nucleotide messenger RNA. RefSeq lists its product as uncharacterized. The transcript has 7 exons. Bases 35 to 913 code for a protein of 292 amino acids. The record is from RefSeq and is a predicted model, not a curated record. Lineage: Eukaryota; Metazoa; Arthropoda; Insecta; Lepidoptera; Papilionidae.
UCUCUUUUACACAGUAGAUUCUAGACAAAUAACAAUGAAAGAGUUAUUUAUACUUUUUACUCUGAUAUGCGGAGCAUUUGGAGCAUGGCAAAGCGGAUUGCGCGUCAGGUUCGGUGUCGGUAUGGCCAUUGGCACGGAUGUCUUCAUCCCGAUACCGCGCACGUUGAGUGCGGCGCAGUCCCAGGGUUGGGCUAAGACUGCCCGGCCGUCAGGACCGUUGCCCAGCCUGGUCAUGUACUGUGCGGAUGACCGCAUGAUGUGCGCUCUCUAUGACCCAGAGGGCAUUGUUGCUGGAUUACAAAUCGCUAUUGCACAAAUCGACAUCAGUGGCUCGACAUUCAAUUGGAAUACUCAAGGCUUCGUCGAAUGGACCGCGACAACUGCCGAUGGAACAACUCUCAAGUAUUGGGCUAUCCAGCAAUAUUUUAUCUCACAAGCAACGCUAGACAUGAGCAAAGAAGAUCGUAUGAAGAUGGCUAAGUCCUCGUCUCUGCUGCGUGAAGGCGCUGUGUGGCUUCCAGGCUUCAACGGGAAGCUGAUGCGGAUCUCCGCGAACAGCACUGACCUUGAAAAGAGCUCCUUCACUAUACAAGCUUGCAUUCCUUUGAUGGGUCGUCACUAUUAUUACAAAAUGACACCGACAACGAGUUGCGCGUCCGACACGUUGUUGCCUUGGUUCCCGAUCGGCCACUCCGGGCAGACAAUCGCCACAGGUCUCAUAAUGCACGGUAAACUCGCAUUCAACAAGAGGACUAAGAAAAAUUGGUUCGAAACUCCGGAUAGUGCUGCAGUUCAGGCUGUUGUUCCCAGAGGUCCACAGUGCCUUUACGACUUAGCUGUCAAACCGGGAGUAGUGACCAUCCACACCUACUACGUAGAUGCACCCUGGACUAUUAAUUGCACUGGAAAUUAAUUCAUCUCCUAAAAAGUUUCAGCAAUAAAAUGAACUAACUCAAUCCUAUUUUAAUUAUGGUCA